Molecule: messenger RNA, 1863 nt
Organism: Kwoniella shivajii
Lineage: Eukaryota; Fungi; Basidiomycota; Tremellomycetes; Tremellales; Cryptococcaceae
Exons: 5
Coding region: 1-1863 (620 amino acids)
Source: RefSeq, a predicted model, not a curated record
AUGUCAGAUCAAGACAUCUCCGAUAGUCGAUACCGAAAUACAUCAGGUCAGCUCAGUACGUGUCAAACGGCCUGGCCACAGUAUCGAUCAUCCUGUUCCAAAAAUGUCGAUAUUCCUCCGCCGGCCACCUCUUAUUACCCUCCUCAACAAGUAGCACCUGCUCCUUAUCCUUCAUAUAGGAGUAAUGCAGGUAAUGACUAUCUUCAAAGCUUGACAACUUCGAUUUCAGAUAUAUCUUUGGGAAGUACACCUCAGAUUUGCACUCGUGUGAGCUACCAAAGACCAUCGUCCGGGCAUAAUAAUAUCGGUGCGAUCCACCCCCUGCCAUCGUUACCUGACCUCAAUAAGCAGCUUCCCACGCUUCCUUCUCCACCUUUGGGGUCAGUCGUUUCGUACGAUGAAAAUAGAACAUCUCCCUCCCCUUACUCUCCAAUGCCACCGCCUCAAUUCUACCUUGCCCCUCCGGUGCCACCUAGACCUACUUCCCUUCCACUCUACACCAAUCGAAUUCAGUCACCCCAUCCCAGUAUCUUCUCCCCAGCUACCAGUAGCCAGAAGCUGCCCUUCCUUGCCUCUAACGAUCAAACAAAGACCACCUCGACAUCUUCCAAGCCGACAUACAGAUCGCCAGUCAAGACCUUCAAGCCGUCAAUUCAUCCAUAUUCUGACUUCCAGCUAUUCAACGAGUCUCGACUGGAGCUCUCGAAAGAUCGCGAAUCGUUCCAGUCCCAGUCAGGUACUGUACACCCUACAUUUGACAUGAAGAAAGCCGAGACCAAGACACUCUUGGCUCCGGUGAAAAAGGACAAAGGCAAAUCCAGAAUCAGAAGGAAGAAUUUGGAUUUGGAAUGGCAAGACAUCAUCGAUCUCACUCUGUCUUCUUCUGGUUCCGAGUGUUGCCAUGAAAACGGCAAGGUCACUCCUCGUUCUCCGGCCCGCAGGAAACGGGCAACUUCCGAGCAACCGACUAGGAUUUCUGUAGCACAAAGUACUCCUUCACGCUCGACGAACAACAACAGGUUCUCGGAUAAGCCCGAUUUCAGCAAGGCAGUCCAGUGCUCCGGGUUCACUCGCUCAGGUCAGCCGUGCAAACGAGUCGUGAAAGCAUCGGCUCCGUACCUCUCCGCACGAGACAUGAACAUCGAAGACGGCGACGAGCGGAGUGACAAGGUGAUAGGGAGAUAUUGUAAAGACCACGCUGGGAUGAUAUGUCAGGUCGGCGGGUUUUAUGGGAGAGAUAGCAAUACUAAGGUAGGGGUCUGGAUUGAUUUUGAUGACUUCAUACCGUCUGAUCUGGGACAACAGACACAAACUCUCCUGAGGAUGACGAUGGAAAGUAAGCUUACACCGAAGGAGUCGCCAGGCUAUCUAUAUGCUUACGAGCUGAGAGACCUGGAAACCUCUACUUUGGCAUUCUUCAAAAUAGGCAGAACUGAUAACGUACCACGCCGUAUCGGUGAAUGGUCGAACCAAUGUCAAUCAAAGACUCCCACUCUGCGCGACAUCUUUCCGCUCCCACUUUCUAAUACGGAUCGUCAAGCAUCUGCAGGUCUUCAUCGAUCUGGAACUUUGACUACGUCGUUCCUGCCUGGUGCGACAACUCAUCGGAAUCCGCCUUCCAAAGCUAUGAAAAGAUGGGAACGGCUCGUACACCUCGAAUUGUCCGAUCGAGCCUCUGUGCAUCCUGAUAGCAAAAAGGCUUUCGAGCAAGUUAGAGAGAAAUGCACGGAUUGUGGCCUGGCCCAUAGAGAGAUUUUUCCAUUUCACAAGAAUGUUGGCGAUGGUCAAGCCUAUGAGCAAACGGUGAUGGAAGUCAUAUGCAGAUGGGAUUCGUUCAUCAGGCGUAUCACUGAAGACUCAUAG